AUGGGACGACGCACCUUCGCCAUCGCCACGGCGCUCCACCUCCUCGCACUCUACGGCGCCGCCGUGGCGCGGCCGCUGGUGGCCGCGACCUCCGGGACGACGACGUCGGAGCUCGGGCUGGCGCCGGCUGGCCAACGGCGCGUGGCAGCCGACGACGCGGCCGCCAGGGUGGGGAAGUGGCUGCCGUUCAUGGGAGGCGGCAGCACGCACCACCUCCCGGCGGCGUACUGGGCGCACAGGCCGGUGCCGUGGGUGGGGGCAGGCACGUCCCCAGCGCUGACCGGCGCCAGCGCCGUGGAGGGCGGCGAUGGGGAUCUCGUGCGGGAAAGGGAGCGCCCGUACGUGGGUGCCGCGACGACCCGGCAGGAGCAGCUCGCCAUGUGGGCGUCGCUGCUCAACACCAAGGGGAAGGGGAAGCCGGCCACCGACUGGCUUCCGGUGACGGGAAUCGGCGAGGCGGCCGAUGACGAGCCGGUGAAGGGGUCCGAGUCUGCCGAAGAGACGGAAGUGAUCGACCCUGCCGCAGCCGGCGUGCAGGCCGGCCAGACCUACUGGGGGAACAAUGGCAACUGA
This is a messenger RNA of Phragmites australis (common reed), 573 nucleotides long. RefSeq lists its product as uncharacterized. The transcript has a single exon. Bases 1 to 573 code for a protein of 190 amino acids. Lineage: Eukaryota; Viridiplantae; Streptophyta; Magnoliopsida; Poales; Poaceae. The record is from RefSeq and is a predicted model, not a curated record.